This is a messenger RNA of Mytilus trossulus (common blue mussel), 2560 nucleotides long. RefSeq names its product regulator of nonsense transcripts 3B-like. Bases 151 to 1905 code for a protein of 584 amino acids. Gene Ontology annotation, biological process: nuclear-transcribed mRNA catabolic process, nonsense-mediated decay; positive regulation of translation. Gene Ontology annotation, cellular component: nucleolus; cytoplasm. Lineage: Eukaryota; Metazoa; Mollusca; Bivalvia; Mytilida; Mytilidae. The transcript is spliced from 12 exons. The record is from RefSeq and is a predicted model, not a curated record. Gene Ontology annotation, molecular function: mRNA binding.
GUAGACGUACUAUUUCAAGCGUUUGAUUAACAUCGACUAAAUUAUAAGAAUCCGUUUAUUUAUUUUUUUAGCAAACAUUUUUUUAUUCCUUCAAUCAUACUAGUGAACUGUUCGAUACAAUGAAGAUGCUGCAGUGAUAGAAGACACAACAUGGCUUUGGAUGACCAAGAGAAAAAGUCAUCGGAAAGAAAAAGAGAAAAAGAAAGCCCCCCAACAAAAGUUUUAAUAAGAAGAUUACCACCAAGUUUAACUCCAGAAACUCUGCUUGAGCAGUUGUCUCCCUUGCCAAGCCAUGAAUUCUAUUUUGUUAGAGCUGAUAUGAGCCUUGGUCAGAAUGCCUUCACAAGAGCAUACAUUAACUUCCAGAGUUAUGAAGAUGUCUACAACUUCAGAGACCAAUUUGAUGGCUAUGUGUUUGUGGAUGGAAAAGGUAAUGAAUAUUCUGCUAUUGUUGAACUUGCUCCAUACCAGAAAGUACCCAGGAGAAAACCAAAGAAAGUCGAUGUUAAAAUGGGAAGCAUUGAACAAGAUCCCGAUUAUGUGAAGUUUUUGGAAUAUUUACAAAAUGAAGAGGCUGAGGAAACACAGACAAUAGAGGCUUACCUGGAGGAACUUGAACUCAAAGAGAAAGAUAUGAAAGCCAAAAAGUCUAUGAAAGUUUCUACACCAUUAAUUGACUAUAUCAGAAAGAAAAGGGAGGAGAAAAAACUUAUUAUACAGAAACAAAGAGAUGAAAGAAAGAAAAAAGAAUUGGAAAGAAGGAAAAUAAGAGAAGACGAUAGAAGGAGAAGAAGAGAAAAGGAACAAGAAAGAUUUACUAGGGAAAAAGAACGAGAUAGAGAGAGAUACAAGGACAAAGAAAGACAGAGGGAAAAGGAUCGUGAAAGGGAAUCUGACAGGAAAGAGAAAUCUCAAGAUGAGCAACCCAAACAGGUUCUCAAAAAGCCUGAAAAAGAUGAUGAGAAAAAAUCAGAUAAAGAUAGCUCAAAGGAGAAAGUGAAAGAUGGAACAAAAGAUGUCAAGCCAAAAGAAGAUAAAUACAGUGAAAGUAGCAAGAAAGAAAGGGAAAACCUUAGAUUCUCCAAAGAAAACAGGGAAAAGGAGAGAAGAGAGAAAGAAAAAAGAGAAAAAAGUAACAAAAUAGCUGCUGCACUUCUAGAUCAGAAACCUAAAUCAUCAAAAGAGGAGAAAUCAGAAGAGAAGUCAAAAUCAGAAGAAAAGAAGGGAGGAGAGUCUGAUAAAGGGAAAGAAUCUAAGCAAGAAGACAAAAGUAGAAGUGGAAAGUGGGAUGAUCCUCCAGAAAGAAAAGACUCUAGAGGAUCAAAGGAUGAUAAAUAUGAUAGACCAAGAUCCUCUAAGGAUUAUAAGGAAACUCGAUCUUCACAAGGUCGUCCAAGGUCAGGGAGAGACUGGGAUAGAGACAGGGACUGGGAUUACAGAGAUAGAGGCUACAGAGAGGAAAGGCCAAGAUCCUAUGCAGGACCAAGUAGAGACGAAAGAAGAAGACAAGAAACAAGUACAGAAAAAAGACCAUCAUCCUCAAGAAAAGAAUUUUCUUCAAGUUCAGAGAAAGAGACAUCAAAAGGUGACACUAAAUCCUCAGAAAAAUCAUUGGACAAAAAAGUUAGUGAUGUAAAAGAAAAGGUAGUGAAAAAAGAUAGUUCUAAGAAUGAUGUUGAAAAAGAAAAGAAAAGUGAUCAAUCAAAGGAGAAAGAUAGUAGCAACGGAGAGAACAAGUUAAAAUCUUCAGAUAGCUUUGAUGAUGAUAAAAAGAAGAAAAGAAGGGAGAGGCCUGAACGUGCAAUAUAUGACCCCAGAAAAGCUGCGGAGAGAAGAAUGGUUGGUACAAAACCAUCAGAUUCUGGUAAAAAUGACAAAUCAUCUGAUGACAAGAGCUCUGAGUAAUGGAAAGAAAAAGAAACAUACAAGGCUGGGCCUUGAAAAGAAAAAAAACAUGACACAUGCUCUUUAUGCAUUACUGCUUAGCAGUGGGUAUGUCAUUGGAAGCUCCUUAUGCAUUACUUGUAACUGUGAAUUGGUCUUUGUCAGAUUGUUCUCCUUUUGGGUUUAUGACUGUUAUGCAUGAACCUUGUGAAGUAUUUUCUUGUUUGUUAGUGAUAAUCAACAGUUGACUGUGUAUUCAUUAAUAAUUCUGGGAUUUUUGUGGAUAAUGAUGAACCAUAAAAAGUCAAUCUUCAACAAAACACAACUUCAAUUUAGACUGGUGUGCAAUAGUUUUCUAAAUCAUCAAGACUUUCUUCAUGAAAAUAUGAUUUUUAUCAAUCCACAAAAUUUGUGCCCAUGGAAACUACUGAAUAUAAGAUAAAAGAUGACAGCUGUUGAAUGUAUUUGCCUGUUUGUUAGUUAUUUAUUCUGAUUGCACAAAAAGUGACAAGGUUUGAAAAUGUUACAGAAACUGGAAUUUUGUUAAUGAAACAAGGUGAAGGAUAAAUGUAAGAAAUGGUAUGAUAAUUUAAUGGUAAUUGAAUGAUCUAUGAAUUGUAAGGCAAAUAAUACAAGAUAUAUUAUUGUUAAUGAUAUUAAAAUUAAUAAAUGUAUU